AAGAAAUUAGUUAGUUAGUCAUCUAAUUGAGAUAAUUUUGAGAACAUUUGGGGCAUGGCAAUUGGAAUUAAAAUUUGUUCUCUUCUUUCUGAUCUUCUUGUAGUACUACUGGUGGUAGCUGUGACCUUGGAGAGAGGCGCAUGCUCCUCGUUCAAUCGAAGCAGCUUCCCGGAUGGGUUCAUCUUCGGAACCUCCUCUUCAUCCUACCAGUCGGAAGGUGCUGCAAUGGAAGGUGGUAAAGGGCCAAGCAUUUGGGACACCUUUACUCACGCGCACUCAGAUGGAAGCCUAAGCGAGGGAAUCAACAAGGAGGUUGUCGAGUUCUACAACAACCUCAUCAAUGAGCUCAUUUCCAAUGGUUUGCAACCAUUGGUGACAAUAUUCCACUGGGACCUGCCCCAAGCCCUAGAAGACAAAUAUGGAGGUUUCUUAAGCAACCGCAUCAUAGAAGAUUAUGUGGAUUAUGCCGAGGUUUGUUUCAAGGAGUUUGGCGAUCGGGUAAAACACUGGAUCACAUUCAACGAGCCGUGGUCGUUUUGCUCCUUCGGCUAUGCGUCGGGCACGUCGGCGCCGGGACGGUGCUCCCCGUGGGCCGGAAAUUGUACCGCCGGAGAUUCGGGGAGGGAGCCUUACACAGUGUGCCAUAACCAGCUACUCGCUCACGCCUCGGCCGUCAAGGUGUACAAAAAUAAGUAUCAGGGAACCCAGAAGGGCAAAAUCGGUAUUACACUGGUCUCGCACUGGUUCAUUCCCUACUCGGAUUCAAAACCCGACCAGGACGCGGCCCAAAGGAGCCUGGAUUUUAUGUACGGAUGGUUUAUGGAUCCGCUGACACGAGGAGAUUACCCGUUUAGCAUGAAAGCAAUAGUCGGAAAUCGUCUGCCGAAAUUCACCGAGCAGCAAUCCGAAUUGAUCAAAGGGUCGUACGAUUUCAUUGGACUAAACUACUACACCACGAAUUAUGCGUAUAGUGUUCCACCAUCGAAUGGUCUUCAUACAAGCUAUACCACUGAUUCUCAGGCUAAUACGACAGGGGUUCGCAAUGGGAUCCCAUUGGGUCCGCAGGCAGCUUCAGCUUGGCUCUAUAUUUAUCCGCCGGGAAUUCGGGAUCUUUUGCUGUACACAAAGACCAGAUACGACAACCCAGUCAUCUACAUUACAGAGAACGGUGUUGAUGAGUUUAACAUCCCGAGUCUGCCACUCAAACUUGCAUUGAAGGAUGACAUAAGAGUGUCAUUCCACCAGAAGCAUAUCCUAAACAUUUAUAAAGCUAUAAGGGAAGGGGUAAAUUUGAAAGGAUAUUUUGUAUGGUCAUUCAUGGAUGAUUUUGAGUGGGGAGGUGGCUACAUCUAUCGAUUUGGGCUCGUAUUUGUGGACUACAAUGAUGGACUGAAGAGAUGCCGUAAAAAAUCAGCCCGUUGGUUUCAUCGAUUCCUCAAUAAAUAAUUAAGAAGCAUCCCAAUUAAGUGUGAAAUUAUAUGUACGUGGUUAUUAUUACUAUUUCUUUUGUUUUGUUUUUUCGUGUGAAUAAGAAAUUUGUAAGUGAAACAAAUGCAAAGUAACGAGGUGCGGAAUAAAGUAGUAUGUAUUUA
Messenger RNA from Ananas comosus (pineapple), 1592 nucleotides. RefSeq names its product beta-glucosidase 12-like. NCBI's taxonomy places the organism in Eukaryota, Viridiplantae, Streptophyta, Magnoliopsida, Poales, Bromeliaceae. Gene Ontology annotation, molecular function: beta-glucosidase activity. Gene Ontology annotation, biological process: carbohydrate metabolic process. The record is from RefSeq and is a predicted model, not a curated record. The transcript has 11 exons. Bases 55 to 1446 code for a protein of 463 amino acids.